Molecule: messenger RNA, 1855 nt
Organism: Notodromas monacha
Lineage: Eukaryota; Metazoa; Arthropoda; Ostracoda; Podocopida; Cyprididae
Source: the annotation of a GenBank genome assembly
AUUUUUCCUUCUGAAGGAUUCGCGAUGUCUUCAAAUUUCCUUAGGAAGAAUACAAAAAAGGGUUAGUCAAAUUCCUCGUGGUAAUAUGCUCUGUUUCCGCGAUUUUCAUGGUGAAAAGUAUAAAAAUCUUCAACAAAACCGACAUUUUGGCUCUUGAAAUCCAAGAAAAUCUGCUCCAAGAAAAUAGGGAUGGAAAAAUGGGCGCUUUCAAAAAAGCGGCCAAUUUCACAGAUCCUUCUGAAGGUGGACAGCCAAAAAAAAUCAUUGAGCUUUUUGGUUACAAGAGAAAUGGAACAUUCCUGGAAGCUGGAGGACAUGAUGGCAUUUUCUUCUCCAAUAGCCUUUUACUAGAAGUGGAAUAUGGAUGGACUGGGGUUUUGGUGGAGCCUCAGCCAGGCCUGUUUGAUAGCCUUUUGAAGAAGCACAGGAGAGUUGCUGGCAUCCAAACUUGCAUCAGCACCAAGCCAACCAAGAUGAAAGUGCAACUGGUGAUGAGUGACAGUGAUUCAAGUGCUGAAAGAGGAAGUUCAGCUUUGAAAGGAGGUUCUAUCAAAGUUGAUGGUUACAGUUCCACCGAACUGAGCAUCAACUGUUAUCCUCUCAUCAGCAUUUUGAAGGCCACAGGUUUGACAACAUUGGAUGUCCUGUUUCUGGAUGUCCAAGGCAUUGAAGUAGAUAUACUUAAAACCGUGCCUUGGCAAGAAGUCAACAUCAAGAUGAUUGUUCUUGAGAUUUAUGGUCCGCCAGAUGUCAUUGCAAGAGAGAAGGACGCUGCUAUGGAAGUGCUUGGACCACUUGGAUAUAAAUUUGUGACUCAAGUUGCAAUUGAUUAUAUGUUUUUAAAAUAAGUGUUGAACAACAUGGAAUUUUGCAGUAAAAAAGAAACAGACAGCUUUCAAAGCACUAACUUCUGCAUUGAAGCCGAAAAUUACUGCUUGAAUUAACAAAUAAUACAUGCAAAAUUUACUCCCUCAUCAAGGCGUAAUGUCAAUAUUCCUUUGAGCAUAUAUUUCAUUCCCAAGAUCUGAAUAUUCUCAUGUAGACUAUGGGCCCCAGGAAGCAGGCAUAUUUUGUUCUUUGAUCUAGUCUCUAUUUUGGAAUGUCCACAUGGGGAUUCCAUUUCCCCAAAAACUUCAGCUAGUGGGAAAAUAAUGAAUUAUUUAUCUUGUUUGUCAAAUUUUUCAAAACAGGCCUCCAAAAAUUGAAUAAUUUUUCUCAACUUCAAGAUAUGUACAAACAAUUUUGGGCAGAGUAAUGUCAUACCAAAUAUAUUUGCAUGCAGAAUUCACAGAAGACAUGAGGCGGGCAACCAGUAGGCUUGUAUUGAGAGUUGUGAUGGGAGAAACAUUUCUCUUUUUUGCACCUACUAUUCUUCUGGCUGCAACUCCACCAUGUUUGAAAUUUGUGCACCCUCUUGAAAGCAGCAUGAAGUUGGCAUGCUUAUUGAAUUACUGGUAUUGCAACCUGGCUCAUCCCAAGCAACAACUCUGGAGAACAUCAGCCAAUUGUAACAAGGGGUUUCCAGUAGCUGACAAUUUUGUGUGUGGCAAGUUUUUGUUUGAAUGCUGGUCCUCAAUUGUGACAAUGCCAUGGUAUUUGGGACCAUAAAAAUUUAUACCAGGUGAACGUGAAUUGGAUCAGGUUUAAUUUAAAGUGAUUUUUCAUUGCCACGGCCCAAUUGGCUACUCCCCUUUUUUAAUAAAAGUAUUUGUGUAUUUUGCUCUUCUGCUUCAGCUCCAUGUUGAAGCAAAUAUAUGAUAGGAAUUUUGAAGUACUUCAACCAACUUUGAAAAUAUUUUAUUCCUUCCUGGGACUGCUAUUCAACCUUCCUUCCAUCUUUCACAGCAAACCCACA